GCGACGCAGCUUCGAGGUGACCGGGGAGAGCGUGCGUGCGCGCAUAUUCGGAAUUGAUCGGAGGGAAUUGUUCGGCGAAUGUAACUAUAACUGAGUGCUAUCUUCCACCACAGCUUUUGUCCGUGUCUUUGUGUUUCUCCCUUUCUCUCUCUCUCUCUUUCCUUCUCUCCCUCCCGUUCUCUCCAUCUCUAUUUUUGAAGAGUGUGAUGGAGCAGUCGACAGGUGAUCGCAAGCUACCCGUGGCCAACAACUUCAUGGACCCGGAGCGAGAGCGAGAGCGGGAGCGGGAUCGGGAGCACGAUCGGGACAGCGAGGCCAAGAGGCUGUACUUCGCCGAUGGCAAGCGGAAGGUGGACUUUGUGCUGGUGUACAAUUACCGGAGGCGAGCGUCCAGCAGGGGAUCGCUAGGGCAACACAGGCUGUCAAUCAUCUCCAAUGGCAGCUUCCCCGCAGUGGGGCUGGGGGUGAAGGAUGUAGAGGAAGCAGGGGGGGGAGGAGGAGGAGGAGGAGGUGGAGGAGGAGGUGGAGGAGGCAAGGCUGACCAUGAGGAGGUGAUGGUGGACGUCGACCCAGCUGACCCAGCCGAGGGGGAGAAGAAGAUGGUCCGCGAGGAGUUUGAGGCCAGCCUCGUCGAAGCUGGCCUGGAGAUCGAACGAGACAAAGAGCACAAGCUCCACGGCCACGCGUUCGUCCGCCUGCACGCGCCCUGGGCAGUGCUCAGCCGGGAAGCCGAGUUCCUGAAGAUUAAGGUGCCCACGAAAAAGAGUUAUGAUCUGAAGGAGGAGAAGGGCUUUGCGGGCACCAUGAGUGCGGUGUGGAGGAAGCUGAACCAGCCCUUCCAGCCAAACCUCCCUCACCUGCAGGACCUCAGCCGCACCAAGUUCCUCUCCCACUGCUUCUCCCGAGACAAGCUGCACCUGUACAACAUCAAAUCCAAGGACACCUUCUUUGACAACGCCACAAGGAGUCGAAUUGUGCAUGAGAUCCUUCGACGCACAGCCUGCACACGGACUUGUCAGAGCAUGGGCAUCACCACACUGAUAGCUAAAGGGGUCUAUGAGGCAGCUUUCCCUCUCCAUGACGGCGACUGCAAAGGUCCAGCCAAGGGUGAGGAGAGGAACGACAGACAGAUAUUACAUGAUGAAUGGGCCAGAUAUGGAGCUUUCUACAAGUACCAGCCUGUAGACUACAUCAGGAAGUACUUUGGAGAGAAGAUCGGUCUGUACUUUGCCUGGUUGGGUGUCUACACCCAGCUGCUUAUUCCCGCCUCCAUAGUGGGCAUCACCGUGUUCUUCUACGGCUGUGCCACAGUCGACACCAACGUGCCCAGUUUGGAGAUGUGUGACGACAGGCAGAACUUCACCAUGUGCCCGCUGUGUGAUGGCGCCUGCGACUACUGGCACCUGAGCACCGCCUGUGGCACGGCCCGCGCCAGCUACCUCUUCGACAACCCCGCCACCGUCUUCUUCUCCAUCUUCAUGUCCCUCUGGGUGGUCACGUUUCUGGAACAGUGGAAGCGCAGACAGAUCAGCCUGAACCACAGCUGGGACCUGACUGGCAUGGAAGAGGAGGAGGAGCACCCAAGGCCCAAAUACGAAACCGUCCUUCUCCAGAAGAGGCAGCGGCAGAGGAAGAAGAAGAUGAAAAAGAAGAACAAAAAUGAGCCAGGUGAGGAGAAGCUGACGUGGAAGGACCGGUUCCCAGGAUACUUCAUCAACAUCUCCUCCAUCCUCCUCAUGUUUGGGGUGACGUUCUCGGCCGUGUUCGGCGUGAUCAUCUACCGGAUCACCAUGUCGGCCCUGAUGGCCAUGAGCCCUGACCCCGGCACCAAGUCCAACGUCCGGGUCACCGUCACGGCCACGGCCGUCAUCAUCAACCUGGUGGUCAUCCUCAUCCUGGACGAGAUCUACGGCGCAGUCGCCGUCUGGCUGACCGAACUAGAGAUCCCUAAAACUGAGACGAAUUUUGAAGAACGACUCAUCCUGAAAGCUUUUCUGCUGAAGUUCAUGAAUGCAUAUGCGCCCAUCUUCUACGUGGCCUUUUUCAAGGGGAGGUUUGCAGGCAGGCCGGGGGACUACGUCUAUGUGUUUAAUGACUACCGUAUGGAGGAGUGUGCACCAGGUGGCUGUCUCAUUGAGUUAUGUAUCCAGCUCAGUAUCAUCAUGCUUGGGAAGCAGCUCAUUCAGAACAACAUCUUCGAGAUUGGCAUCCCGAAGUUAAAGAAGCUUUACAGAACCCUGAGGGAUAAGGACCGGGCCCCGGACGCAUCGGAGAACGAGGGUCCCCAAAGCAAGGGCCCCCAGCAGUGGAACCUGGACUACGAUCUAGAACCCUUUGAGGGCCUCACCCCAGAGUACAUGGAAAUGAUUAUCCAGUUUGGCUUUGUGUCCCUGUUCGUGGCCUCCUUCCCCCUGGCGCCCCUGUUCGCGCUGCUCAACAACGUCAUCGAGAUCCGCCUCGACGCCAAGAAGUUUGUGACCGAGCUAAGACGGCCAGUAGCCGUGCGGGCUAAAGACAUCGGAAUCUGGUUUAACAUCCUGAGUGGCAUGGGGAAGUUCUCUGUGAUAAUAAAUGCCUUUGUGAUCUCGUUCACGUCGGACUUCAUCCCCCGGCUGAUGUACCAGUACACGUACAGCGACACGGGCACGAUGCACGGCUUCAUCGACCACACCCUCUCCUACUUCAACGUCACCAACUUCAGGCCCGGCUCCUCGCCCCUCUCCACCCAGAACGAGCGCGAGAUCACCGUCUGCAGGUAUAAGGACUACAGGGAGCCUCCUUGGUCUAAUGAUGCCUACCAGUUCUCCAAACAGUACUGGUCCAUCCUGGCUGCCCGACUAGCCUUCGUCAUCCUGUUCCAGAACCUGGUGAUGUUCCUGGGCGUGCUGGUUGCCUGGGUGAUCCCGGACGUGCCCAAGGACAUCAGCGAGCAGCUGAAGAAGGAGAAGACGCUGCUGGUGGACGUCUUCAUGCGCGAGGAGAAGGAGAAGCUGCAGCUCAUCCAGAGCCUCUUCUCCAUGGAGGCCUCCGGCCACGGCCUCCCCCACGCCGCCCACACCCAGCUGGCCCAGCUGCCCCAGCUGCCCGCCGCCCUGCGGCAGCCUCCCCUCCCCGGCACGGGCCCCCCGCCGUUAGCCGCUACCGCUACCACGGGCGCCGCUACCGCUACCGCCACCACGGCUCUGCCCAGGCCCCGGGCACGGGCCGCCAGCUUCAGCCAGUUCACCCGGCAAGCGUCCACGUCGCCGCGCAACGAGGCGGCCAAGCACACGGCCGUGUGA
Sardina pilchardus (European sardine) is the source of this 3281-nucleotide messenger RNA. RefSeq names its product anoctamin 2b (gene ano2b). The coding region runs from base 207 to 3281 and encodes 1024 amino acids. The record is from RefSeq and is a predicted model, not a curated record. Gene Ontology annotation, biological process: chloride transmembrane transport. Lineage: Eukaryota; Metazoa; Chordata; Actinopteri; Clupeiformes; Clupeidae. Gene Ontology annotation, molecular function: protein dimerization activity; intracellularly calcium-gated chloride channel activity. The transcript has 24 exons. Gene Ontology annotation, cellular component: plasma membrane.